UUCCACUCAUUCCAACACUUACAAAUUAUACUCCUGUUUAAGCUCACCAAAGUGUAAGAGAGACACUAAUUUAAUAAUGAAGGAGAGAUGCCAAAUUUAAGACAAGAGGACCCCCAAAGAUAUUCAGGUUUCAACUGUAAUAGCAUCACCUUCCUAUUUAUGACUAUAUUUGUUCUGUCUGUAAUUUAUAAAAAGAAAGAAACAAAGAAGAGUGAAGUUAUGUGAUCAAGAGGCGCAGAGAGAUAGAUCUUCCCACCUGUCUUCCUUCUUCUGACACCGACACUUAUCCGUCUGUCACCCUUUAAACCCUAUCUUUUUCUCAACUAAGCUUGUGUUUAAUCUCACCAUUAAUCUUGUCACUACGCAUCAUCUCAUCUCCUUCCUUUAUUGGAAACUCCGACUUUACCUGGAAUCGUACCCGAUUUGAUUUCACUCGAGAUAAAAUAAUUAGUGCAAAAAAGUUCUCACCAUCUUUCUCCGUCUUGUCGGUCACGUUUUUGUCCUCGUAGCUAAAAAAAUCAGCUUUCUACAACUCCGUAAGGUGGAAGCUUGAGAUUAUGCAGAAGAAACGAGAGAUCUGUGGUUAUAGAGACAAAUUAGACAAGACCUUAUCUUCUCCUGAACUCACUAAUCACGAGACUCUCAAAUCUCUUCUCAGAAACCAGCUUGAAGAGUGUGAUGAGAAUAUAUUGGAUAAAAGAACAGAUGAUGUAUCCAAGUUACUUAGCAAGCUUAGGAGUGUUUCCAUGACUGAUCAUCAAGUUUCUAAAUUAACCAACGAUGGUGAUUGGAAAGUAUGUUUUUUUUUGUUUUGAACUUCAGAGACAUAUCCAUUUUUGUUCUUAUUGUUUCGACCAAUGAUCUUGGAUUGUAACGAUGUAGCAAAAAAGUGUUUGUUUUACAGUUGAAACAUGAUCUUGAAGAUUGCCGUGUUAUGUACCGUGAAGGACUCGAUGGAAGUCCUUUUCACACAUUGCUCGUUGAAGGUUACAUGGAUGGUCCUAUCCACGAAUGUUUAUGCGUAUCGUGGGAAUCAACUCUCUACAAGAAAUGGUGGCCACAAUAUGCGUUUCCUCCAUUCAGGAUCUUAAAAAGCACAUGCUUGCAAAAGGUCGGGGUCGGUGAACAAAUUUGUUUAGCAAGGAUGAAGGUACCAUGGCCAUUGACGGAAAGAGAGAUGAUUCUGCACUAUUUCUCUUUUGAAUACUUUAAAGAUGGCUUAGUCGUCAUCCUUCUGAACACGAUCUCUGAUUUAAAUAGCAUUGGAGUUUCCUCUACGGACAUCAUCAUACCUGAAUCACCGGAUGCAGUGAGGAUGGAUCUCGUAGGCGGAUUUGUUUUACAAAAGGUUACUCCACAGAGGAGUUACUUCAGAACGAUAGGGGAUAUGGAUAUAAAGCUGGACUUGAUGCCACCAUCUCUUAUGAAUUUUAUAUCUAGGCAGCUGAUCGGCAACGGUUUCAGACUAUAUAAAAAGUCAGUUGCUUCCGUAGCUAAAUUUGAUGAAGAUUACAGUAGAGCUUUAACUGAUCCUUUGUAUACUAAGAUACGUCGAGCUCUAUAUUCAACUGAUGAAGCAGUCGAGGAAGAACCAAAGUUGGAAACCAAUGAAGUAAAUGGCGUUACUUUGCCAAAGCACGAACACGAGAAUAAUGGAGAUGCUAGUGUAAAUAAACCUGUCCAUUGCAGAAGAACUGUUCCCGAGAUUGAGGAAGAAGAAGAAUCUGAGGAAAGUGUUUAUUCAGAGGAUGGAAAUGAAAUUGCCAAGACUCAUGUGGAUAUGAGAAGACGGUUUUGCGUCAGUCCAGAGGUAGAACAAGCUUUAGGGACUCUAGAUAGAGUAAUAUUCAUGGUUAGAAAUAUAACGCCAGUCCCAGAAACUGAGGAAUUGUCGCCAAAUAGAGCAGAUGAUCAGGCAAAACAAGUGAGUGUAUUAGAGAACAUUGAAAGUGUUCCUCAAACACAAGAGUCAUCAAGCGAUUUCAGUGAAGAAGAGAAGAGAGAAGAGGAUACGGGACAAAAUCAGGGCAUGUUAAACAAAGGUAAGAACUCGAGCUUGCAGAGAAAACGUAAAGCUCGCUGCUUUGCUUUCAGGUCUUGGCUUUGAAGGAAGCCAAAGUUUUCAUUUACUUGCAAGAGUUUUGUAAGUUGGAUUUUUUUUUUUCACUUGGAAGUUUCUUCUUCUCAGUUGCAUGAUCCAUGUAUAAAGUUUGUUGAUUAUUUUUGUAAAACUUGUUUUGUUCGAUAAAAUUUAUCAUAUUUGGCGAAA
Messenger RNA from Arabidopsis thaliana (thale cress), 2269 nucleotides. RefSeq names its product polyketide cyclase/dehydrase/lipid transport superfamily protein. The coding region runs from base 935 to 2107 and encodes 390 amino acids. The record is from RefSeq and is marked reviewed. NCBI's taxonomy places the organism in Eukaryota, Viridiplantae, Streptophyta, Magnoliopsida, Brassicales, Brassicaceae. The transcript has 9 exons.